AUGGCCUCCAACGCUGCAGGCCCCAGCGCUGAUGGCGUGGCCAAGACGGUGCACACCGACGCCCCAGACCCAUAUGCCACCAUGGGACAGUUCUCUUUCGCGCCAGCAACCAAGACGACAGUGGUCACGACCACAUACACGACGACGACGACCUUCCCGCCCUUGUGUGUAAACGCUCCCGGUAGCCUUGGCGAGCGAGACCCCAAGGACUACCCGUUGGCCCACGUCCAGGCACCCGAGUCGAUACGCAAGUUCUAUUUCGAAUCCGGAGGCGAACUGGCUUGCUUCGAGGAAGCAGACGCUGCCUCUGAGAAGGUGCGAGAGCAGAGAGCACUUCACCGAAACCUAAGAUCGGCAAACGGCACGCUCAAAAGAGUCGAGUCUUACGACGGCCCGCCAGUCUUCGCGACACCCAGCCGCUCGACGCGUCCAAAGCCACGCGCUCUUCACCAAGGGCUACGUUCAGCAUCUGCUCGUCGGAAACGGGAUAAUGCUGACGAUUCGCCGCCGCCACCGUCUAUAACAAAGGCCGUUGAGCUGCUCGGCAUACAUCGUCAAAGCAAGAAGCCCAGGUUAGAGCACGACAAGGACGCCCGUAUGGCUUCCCGUCCCACAUCUGCCGACAUGGAGGAUCCACAUCUCGCUACGCCCGACACAGACAUGGCAGAACUGGGCUCAUCGGAACUGCCAAAACUCCGCACCAGCCAUCUACACAAUCCCAAGCUUAGGGCUACGUCACAGCAGAUUGGACCAAACCAAACCCCGUCUCGAUGGCGGCUCCAGGAAUCAAGUGCUCGCUCAUCACACUCUAGAGAUAGCCUCUCUGACGAUCGAGAGCCGACCCCCGAGCCCUCCUUUCCCACAGGUGUAUUUGAUGGCCCCGGCGUAGCCGCCACACCCCCAAUCGCCGAGUCCGAUCUGGAACCAGGUGGACCUUUCGCCGACGACACAUCUUUCACGCCCUCACGCCUCACGCCUCUGGACACAACUUCCGCGCAGGAUGUGAGUUUGCCCAGUCCCAGCUUGUCGCCCAUAACGGCUGCCGCAAACCUCGCUCAACAAACAAAUGGAGGAGCGUCCUUCUUAGGCACAGAUAUGGACUACGAUGUGAACGAUGUAUCAGGACUUGACCUGUCACAGGGCACUUUGAGCAGUUCGCACACAGGGGAUUUCUCACUGUUCCCUCACGGCUCCCAACAGCGUGACAACGCUGAUAGCUCCAACACGCAACUGCCUACUCCUUCUGUUAUGGACAUACCCAACAUGCUGAACUCGUUCGAUGCGCUGCCGGAGCAGAUGAAGUCGUACGUCUUGUACCAGAUGUUGCGGAGAUGCAAAAAGCCAACCCUACACUUUGUCGCGGAUGUGGUCAACCCUGCUCUCAAACGCGACUUCAUCGCCUCGCUACCCACUGAGCUCAGCCUUGAGAUCAUUGGUUAUCUAGAUGUCAAGAGCAUGUGCAGUGCCGCACAGGUGUCUAAAUACUGGCGCAAGCUCACCGAUACCCACGAGUCCGCAUGGAAGGAUCUCUUAGACAAAGAUGGUUACAAGCUGCCGUAUGGCGAGCUGGAGCGCGCUGUGCAAGAAGGCUGGGGCUGGCAAUACCCUCAUUCUGCCGACAGCUACGAGCGCGACCUGAGAGCUCAGUCGGUAGUCUCGAGGUCAGACAGCGAAACCCUCUCGGGCUUUUCCAGUUCUGGCUUGUCCAGCGGUUUGCCAGAUCAGGAGGGUGCAGUCACACGAUCCUCGUCCACACGUCAGAAAAGGAAAGCUACCAGUAAGCAUGGUAGUGGCAGUGGCAAAAAGGCCCGCAAGAGUCGUCCCACCACCAGGACACAGGUUGCCCUCUACUCGCGCCCGGCAGAUCACCAAGAAGGCCCGCAUGCCUUUGCCAAGAGAGCAGAAGCUGCCAUCUCCGAUCCCAACGUUGGCUUGCCCGGCCUUCGUGCUAUGCAUCUUUUCAAAUCUUUGUACCAAAGGCAUCAUCUCAUCCGCAAGAGUUGGAUGGCGGCAGACACCAAGCCGAAGCACAUUGCUUUCCGCGCACAUCAGCGCCAUGUGGUGACAUGUCUCCAAUUCGAUACAGACAAGAUCUUGACUGGUAGUGACGAUACUAAUAUCAACGUCUACGACACCAAGACAGGAGCGUUACGAAGCCGCCUCGAGGGCCAUGAGGGUGGCGUAUGGGCUCUUCAGUAUGAGGGGAACACACUUGUAUCCGGCUCCACCGAUCGCUCAGUGCGAGUGUGGGAUAUCGAAAAGGGAAAGUGCACACAUGUUUUCCAGGGCCAUACAUCCACUGUCCGAUGCUUAGUGAUCCUCAAGCCAACUCAGAUCGGCGAGACCCUGGACGGCCAGCCAAUCAUGAUGCCGAAGGAGGAGCUCAUCAUCACUGGUUCACGUGACUCUACACUUCGUGUCUGGAAGCUUCCCAAGCCAGGCGAUCGGGGCGUCAUGCAGACCGCAGCUUCGUCCAACGAUCACGACAACCCGUACUUUAUACGCGCUCUGACCGGACACCAUCAUUCAGUACGUGCCAUCGCUGCACAUGGUGACACGCUCGUCAGCGGAAGUUACGACUGCACAGUCCGAGUGUGGAAAAUCUCAACCGGAGAAGUUCUGCAACGUCUCCAGGGUCACUCACAGAAGGUGUACAGUGUCGUCCUCGACCAUGCACGCAAUCGCUGCAUCAGUGGCUCGAUGGAUAACAUGGUCAAGGUCUGGUCUCUGGAAACGGGUGCCUGUAUCUUCACGCUUGAAGGCCAUACCUCCCUUGUCGGCCUUCUCGACUUGAGCCACGAGCGCCUGGUAUCGGCUGCUGCUGAUUCAACACUCCGGAUAUGGGAUCCAGAGAAUGGACAGUGCAAGAGCCGACUCUGUGCUCAUACAGGUGCCAUUACUUGCUUCCAGCAUGACGGCCAGAAGGUCAUCUCUGGCUCUGACCGCACACUUAAGAUGUGGAAUGUAAAGACGGGCGAGUUCGUCAAGGACUUGCUUACAGAUCUGAGCGGCGUAUGGCAGGUCAAGUUUAACGAGCGUCGUUGCGUUGCUGCUGUCCAGCGCAACAGCAUGACAUACAUCGAGGUCCUCGACUUUGGUGCUUCGCGCGACGGCGUUCCCGCUGAUCAAAGAGGACGACGUAUCGUCGUCAACUCCAAGGGCCACGAGAUCGAGGAUAUCUCUGAAGGCGACUUGAUCGACGUGGACCAGCCUUAG
Alternaria atra is the source of this 3216-nucleotide messenger RNA. RefSeq lists its product as uncharacterized. Gene Ontology annotation, molecular function: ubiquitin binding. NCBI's taxonomy places the organism in Eukaryota, Fungi, Ascomycota, Dothideomycetes, Pleosporales, Pleosporaceae. Gene Ontology annotation, cellular component: nucleus; cytoplasm. The transcript has 3 exons. The record is from RefSeq and is a predicted model, not a curated record. Gene Ontology annotation, biological process: proteasome-mediated ubiquitin-dependent protein catabolic process; ubiquitin recycling. The coding region runs from base 1 to 3216 and encodes 1071 amino acids.